AUGAAGUUCAACGGUAUUGAAAACAGUUUGCGCGAUGAGCAGGUGCAAAUGCGCCGCGUUGCAUUUUUUGCAAUUGUUAUUUCGACUGCUGCAGUGAUUGCUUCCAUCUCCCGAUCUCGGGAUAUGUGGCAAGAAAUGACCUUAAUUGAUAAAGGAUAUCGUGCUAAGCGAGAAGCAGGCACAUGGCUUUUCGGUCAAUUUAUAUCACGCACACCCGGUAAUGCAAAUCAUAAUUUGGGAAGUACUAGCUAUGGUAUCGAAAUUCCUACGCCAUAUGGUAGCAAGGGAGGAGAUGGAUCCAACAGUGGAGAUUUUUAUGGAAGUUCCAGCAGUGGCAAUACUUACGGAAGUGGAAGUAAUCCAUAUGGUGGCGAUACUGCAGCUGAUAGCGACUACGGCAAGUCAGAGAUACCUCCCGGUUACAGUGCAGGUCCAAUAAUCAAUGCAGAACCAAAUGUUGGAAGUUUCUGUUGCCCAUGUCAACAAGGCCCUGUAGGACCACCGGGACCACCGGGCGAUCCUGGUCCUGAUGGAAAUGAUGGUGAACCAGGUAAAGAUGGCGAUAAAGGAAAAGAUGGACAGGUGCUGCAAUCAGUAAAUGAAACCGAUGAGCCAUGCAUUAUUUGUCCACCUGGACCACCCGGUCCAGCGGGUCAAGUUGGUCCAAAAGGACCACAAGGACCAAAGGGAGCUGAAGGCACAAGAGGUGAAGAUGGUAAAAAAGGAGAACCUGGUAUGACUGGUGCAGCUGGACCAGUUGGACCAUCCGGAAAGGAAGGAUCUCCUGGACCUGCUGGUCAACCCGGACGUCUUAUUCCAAUUGAUGGGCCUCCUGGACCUAUGGGAUUACCUGGACCACCAGGACCACUUGGGCCGAAGGGACCUCCAGGGCCGGAUGGAGCUACCGAAGAUGGUCCUCAAGGACCACCAGGUGAUGAAGGAGUACGAGGACCACAUGGACAGCGUGGUCUAGAAGGACAACCGGGAUUACCAGGAGAACGAGGAGAAACUGGUUCAUGCGAACAUUGUCCUGAGCCACGUACACCACCAGGUUACUAA
Molecule: messenger RNA, 1059 nt
Organism: Brugia malayi
Lineage: Eukaryota; Metazoa; Nematoda; Chromadorea; Rhabditida; Onchocercidae
Product: Roller protein 8, putative
Exons: 4
Coding region: 1-1059 (352 amino acids)
Source: RefSeq, a predicted model, not a curated record